AUGAAGAUUACCAGGGAAUAUGAGCGAUCGUCGGCAACAGCAGCGCAAGAGAUUUUGCCGGGCGCCGAGCCGAGCAGCCGGUGCAACUCUGAGCACGCCAGCCGGCUCCUUGCCCGACCGAGGUUUCUCACCCGCGGCGGCGGCGGCUUAUAUCACCGGCAGCCCCCGGCCAGGACGACGGUCUUAAGCUGCUCUCGCUCCCCAAGACCGGAACGGCAACCACCUUGUGCGCAGAGCUCAAUCGUGGACGGAGGCAUUAUGACCCAGAGAGAUCUGGGAGAAGCGUUAAUUAACAGAAGCGCUUCUAAGGCGGCCUGUUUUCUCCGCAGCGCGCGCCCUCGCGGGCUGGAAGAAGCACUCCGGGCCGGCGUGCCGCCAAUGCAAGGCUUGCUGAUCCUGCUCCUCUCGCUGCUGGUCGCCUUCCAGGCGGUGAAAUUUGUGGUCCUCGAGUGCCUGCGACGGAGGAGGCUGGAACCGCCAGGCCCCUUCCCGUGGCCCCUUUUGGGUAACGCAGCUCAACUGGGCAGCGCCCCUCACCUAGCCUUUGGGCGUCUGGCGGCUAUCUACGGCAGCGUUUUCCAGCUGCGACUCGGCAGCUGGCCAGUAGUAGUGUUGAGCGGCGAGCGCGCCAUCCGCGAGGCCCUCAUCCGCCAAGGAGCAGCCUUCGCUGGUAGGCCUCCUUUCCCUUCGUUUCAGCUAGUAUCCGGCGGACGCAGCUUGGCCUUCGGCGGCUACUCGGAGCUGUGGAAACUGCAGAGGCGCCUGGCGCACUCGACCUUGCGCGCUUUCUCGGCGCGCCGCCUUCUGGAGCAGCCCUUGCUGGCUGAGACGCGCACGGUGGUGCAGCUCCUGGUGAGCGCUUGCGCCGGCGGCGCCUUCGUAGAUCCGUCCAGGAGCAUAGGGGUGGCAGUGGCUAACGUCAUGAGCGCGCUUUGUUUCGGCCGCCGCUACAGCCACGCUGACGUCGAGUUCCGGCGGCUGGUGGGUCGAAACGAGCAGUUCGGGCGCACGGUGGGCGCCGGUAGCGUGGUCGAUGCGCUGCCCUGGCUGCAGCGCUUUCCCAAUCCGGUGCGCUCAGCCUUCCGCGCUUUCCGCUCCCUCAAUCACGAGUUCUACAGCUUCGUCCGCCAGAAGUUCCUGUGGCAUCGGAGCAGUCUCCGCCCGGGCGACCCUCUCCGCGACCUGAUGGACGCCUUCAUCCGCCUCCAGCAGACGCAGCCUGGCUUGCCGCUGGAGCAUGUGCCGGCCACCGUCACGGACAUCUUCGGCGCCAGCCAGGACACUCUCUCUACCGCCCUGCAGUGGCUCUUGAUCUUCCUCAUCAGGUAUCCAGAAGUACAAACUAAGCUUCAAGAAGAAAUAGACAAAGUUGUCGGCCGAAACCGCCUGCCGUGUGUUGAGGAUCAGCCCCAUUUGCCCUCUGUCAUGGCUUUCCUGUACGAAUCUCUGCGUUUCAGUAGCUUUGUGCCGGUUACCAUUCCUCAUUCCACCACAGCUGACACCACCUUAAUGGGCUACCGCAUACCCAAAGAUACAGUGGUCUUCAUCAGUCAGUGGUCAGUGAACCAUGACCCAGUGAAAUGGCCUGCUCCAGAAGUUUUCAGUCCAGCAAGAUUCCUGGAUGAGAAUGGAUUCCUGAACAAGGACCUUGCUAGCAGCGUGCUGAUUUUUUCAGUAGGCAAACGAAGGUGCAUUGGGGAGGAAUUAUCCAAAGUGCAACUCUUUCUGUUUACUGCUCUCUUGGUGCACCAGUGCAAUUUCAGUGCUAAUCCAAAGGAAGAUUCUAAAAUGGAUUUCACUUACGGCUUGACUAUUAAACCAAAGCCAUUUACGCUCAGUGUCACACUUCGAGAUAGCAUGGAUUUGCUGGAUAACGCUGUCCAGAAACUUCAGGCAGAAAAUGCAUCUGAAAAUCGCCUGCCAAAUACAUGAGUUCUCAGGUUUGAAUGUUGUCGGUAAUACUUGUAUAAGGAUUGUAUUUCUCCUUUUUUUUUUAAUGAAACAUUUAGAAAUACAAUGCAUUCUGGAGAGCUGCUAGCAAGAUAUGAAGUAAGGCAAUAUAUGAUUAAAUAUGGUGUGGUUUGCAAACUGAUGUUUUACUCACCUCAGCAAAUCUUGCCAUUCUCCAUAGUGUGAAUUUAAUGAUUAGAAUGCUUCCCUAAUUAUGCUGUGAAAUUCCCAUACUUCAUUCAUGUAUCUUUUUACAGGCUAUCCAUACAGUUCCGUCAUUACAUAGUUUCCCCUCUGUAUUUUCUUUGUGGUUUUUAU
This is a messenger RNA of Candoia aspera, 2268 nucleotides long. RefSeq names its product cytochrome P450 1B1. Lineage: Eukaryota; Metazoa; Chordata; Lepidosauria; Squamata; Candoiidae. Bases 1 to 1932 code for a protein of 643 amino acids. Gene Ontology annotation, molecular function: heme binding; steroid 17-alpha-monooxygenase activity; iron ion binding. The record is from RefSeq and is a predicted model, not a curated record. Gene Ontology annotation, biological process: hormone biosynthetic process; progesterone metabolic process. The transcript is spliced from 4 exons.